UUAUCAUCGUGUCACAAUAAAUUAAUAAACAAAUUUAUCAAAUAGUUUUUGAAGAACCUAGUACCUACUUUAAGAAAUAUAGUUGAUAAAUAAUUAAAUAUAGAGAUACAAAAUGAAUAAAAUUUUUAAAGCCACAUCAAAUUAUUUUAACCAAAAAUUUGUAUCACAAUGUAAAAAACAAUUUAGCUCUACUAGACCUAAUUUGUUUGGAAUGGUACCAAUAGUCAUAGAACAGACCGGUCGAGGUGAAAGAGCCUAUGAUAUAUUUUCUAGACUAUUGAAAGAAAGAAUUAUUUGUAUUAUGGGGCCAAUUCAAGAUGGCAUGAGUUCAUUAGUAGUCGCGCAAUUGUUAUUUUUACAGUCUGAAAAUGGAACUAAACCUAUUCAUAUGUAUAUCAAUUCUCCUGGCGGAGUUGUAACGGCAGGAUUGGCUAUCUAUGAUACAAUGCAAUAUGUUAAACCUCCAAUAGCAACAUGGUGUGUUGGGCAAGCCUCAUCAAUGGGCUCCUUACUCUUAGCAGCUGGAACAGCAGGAAUGCGUUAUUCUUUACCAAAUUCAAGAAUCAUGAUACAUCAACCCUCUGGAGGAGCACAUGGGCAAGCCACUGAUAUUCAAAUUCAAGCUGAAGAAAUAAUUAAACUUAAAAAACAAUUGACUAAGAUUUAUGAAAAGCACACUAAGCAAAGUUUUGAACUAUUAACUGAAAAAAUGGAACGUGAUACAUUUAUGAGUCCUGAGGAAGCUAAAGCUUUAGGAUUAAUUGAUCAUGUCUUAGAACAUCCACCUACUGUUCUUGAAGAAGAAAAAAUUAAAGAAAGUCAAAAAACUGACUCGAAAUAGAAUUGUAAUUAUGUAUAUUAUUCAUUUUGUAUUUAAUCAAAAGAAAAACAAAAUUAAAAUUUUUUAAUAAAA
Messenger RNA from Condylostylus longicornis, 913 nucleotides. RefSeq names its product ATP-dependent Clp protease proteolytic subunit (gene ClpP). The transcript has 5 exons. Gene Ontology annotation, cellular component: endopeptidase Clp complex. Gene Ontology annotation, biological process: protein quality control for misfolded or incompletely synthesized proteins. Gene Ontology annotation, molecular function: serine-type endopeptidase activity; ATP-dependent peptidase activity; ATPase binding. NCBI's taxonomy places the organism in Eukaryota, Metazoa, Arthropoda, Insecta, Diptera, Dolichopodidae. Bases 113 to 841 code for a protein of 242 amino acids. The record is from RefSeq and is a predicted model, not a curated record.